UUAAUUAGCACAAAAAUGAAGUAGCGAAAUCGUUUCCAAGCUUUAAAGCUUCCCUAGACUAUUUAAGUGCAAGCUUAGCUUGCGAGCGGCUUAAUUGUAUACUGUGAACGUUCAAAUCGAAGUAAAAUUUUGUAGCGGAAAGAACUGAAUAGUCGAGCGGCCCAGCAAUAAAACACUUUGCGGCACGAUGCGAUCGCUCUCAUUUUUUGCUGUAAUCUGCUUUCUUGUAGUAAUUAAUUAUACUUAUGCAGCACCUAUCGAAUUAUUUCCCGGUUUCUUAAGAAAUAUCAAUAUAAACACACCUGAUAAAACCGAUGAUAUUGUCAAACGACGUGUUUACGAAGAAAAUCCCGAUGCUGAAUUAAAGCAAAUUUCUUUACAAUCUCUCAUUGGUGAUUUGGAAGAUAGUUUAUUCCAAUCUGCUUUAAGUGUCAGCAGUUUUGCGGGUAGUGAUGAUGCCGCAGUCGAAGAGGUAACACCAAAAAGUGACGAGCACACCGUCAACAAACGCAGUACAGACGAUAAACCAGUAGAUGCUGAUAAGCCAACUACUCCAAUUCCACAAGAUAUCGCUGUUGCUAAAUCUCUAGCAUCAGACGAGAUCAUACCAAUUUUACAACAUACACAAAAAGUACCAGAGAAAGAGGGUGUACCAGCACAUAUAAUAAUUGAUCGUAUAUCAAUACAGCCACAUCAUGGCAGCUUGCCACUUAUACCAGCUUUUCAAGUGCAACACACAAAAGUGAAGGCAGCCGCUAUCACUGAAGAUGGUUCGAAAGUUGAGAAUGUGAAAGUAACGAAAAUUAGUUUCAGUGAUGCCAGCGCUUUAACAUCCACAACGGAGAAGAGCGUCGAAAUUAGUCAGAAUGCUGAAACCACAAGCAAACCUGCAGUUACGUCAGAUACAACCCCGAAAGUAAUAGUUACUUCUACUGGUGGUAUAACUGGUACUGUGACCACUCAACACGUGGAAUCUACUGUUUUAUUAGCUGUCAGCACAACGCCAACCCCAACGCCAGCAAUUAAUGGUGAUGAAAAAAUCGCAAGUUCUCCAGCAAGCGAUAUAAAUACAUCCACUUCAGUGGUGACGGCCAUCUCUAGUUCAGCUCCAACUCAGGCGCCAAUCAAGGAGCUUAAAGAAGCUGAAAAGGAACUAAAGGAAAAGGUUGCAGAAAUUGAAGCUGAGCCAGUCAUACUUUCAUCAAGAGUUUAAGUGUUGCCUUCGAUUUUUUAUAUUGUGUUUUUUUUAUAUUUAUUCAUCAAUUUUAUUUUAAGGCGCUAAUUUUAUUAUACUCAAUGCUGUCACUUUUGUAUGUUUGUACUUGUGAAAAGAUAUGUGAAUAUCGAAAUCAUGUGAUGCGAUCAAACUUAUUAUAUUAUUAAAAAAAACUCGCUAACAAAUUGAAAAAAUAAAUCUCAC
Molecule: messenger RNA, 1420 nt
Organism: Teleopsis dalmanni
Lineage: Eukaryota; Metazoa; Arthropoda; Insecta; Diptera; Diopsidae
Exons: 2
Coding region: 188-1213 (341 amino acids)
Source: RefSeq, a predicted model, not a curated record